AUGGAGGCUGAAGGUGCACAACAAGACCUUAGAAGCUUCCUCAUCGCAUCUCCUUCACCUGAAAUCAAAGAUGUUGAUGCAGCACUGUUCAGUAACCACACUCAUCCAUCGGUUCCCCGAAACUCGCAGAACCCUAAUUGGCGGAAUCCAAUUUCUGGUGGACUCGAAGACCUUGCAUCUUCCAUGGGGAGACUUAGUUUGUCCCCUCCUGUCCCUUUGUUCGUGGAUCAAGCUAGCUCGCAAAGGUUCAAGUUUGCCGAUACAGGGCAAUUCAGUGUCAAUAACACUUUGCAAGAUUCCCUUUGUCUUCCCAAUCCCUCGAUGGGUACUAUUAAUUCCUGUGUAUCGCAUAACGGGAUUAGACGACUAGGCUCUCAUGGUCACUAUGAGUUGGACGCUGAACAAUUCCUCCAGCGUCGUAGUUUCAGUUCCCUUGAGGAUGUGAAGGGACAAAUGGGUUCGCUGGCACAAGUCGAUCAACGUGGGUGUCUUUUGGGGAAGCCGGCGGUAAUUGAAAUGAUCCUGUGGCAAGUCAAGGAUCAUUUUUGCGACCUAAUGAUGGAUCAGCAUUCUAGUUACUUAAUUCAAAUUGUUUUUGAAGCCAGCAGCGUGGAACAGAAGACCAGGAUUCUUUCCUUGGUUAUUCGAAAUGAGCACAAGCUUAAGGAAGUCUGCAUGCAUAACCAUGGGACUCGGUCUAUCCAGAAGUUUCUGGAGCAUCUCAAAACCCCAGAACAGAUAUCUACAGCUGUAUUUGCUUUGAAGCGGAUCACUGUCAGAUUAAGUAAAAGCAUCAAUGGGGGUUAUGUUAUUCAACAGUGCUUGAAACUUUUCUCGCCUGCGCUUACAAAAUUUAUUCUAGAUGAGGUAACAAAGAAUUGCGUUGAAAUUGCAUCGGACAAAAGCGGAUGUUCUCUUUUCCAAAAAUGUCUUCAUCAUGCUAAGGGAGAUGCCAUGAGGCGGUUGAUUGAAGAAAUAGUUUCGUAUGCCUUGGUCCUUGCAGAACAUCCUUAUGGAAAUUAUGUUGUGCAGUAUGUUGUCAAAAUGAAGAUAGCCCAAGUAAAUUCAGCGAUCAUAUCACGACUUCGUGGUAAAUACGUUCAACUAUCUAUGAACAAGCAUGCUAGCAACGUGGUAGAAGACCUCUUAGAAUUCUCAGAAGAGAGUGAUGCUGCUAUUAUUGUUCAAGAGAUAAUGUACAACCGUAACUUUUUGGGGAUUCUCCAGGAUCCUUAUGGGAAUUAUGUUGUCCAAAGAGCACUGAAAAAUUGCAAGGGCACUCUUAACAAAAUACUUUCAAGUAGCAUUUUGUCUAAUUACCCACAUCUGCACAGCCAUCUUUACGGGAAAAGAGUUCUGGCAUUUGUUAAAGCACGCAAGAUCUGUGUAUGA
This is a messenger RNA of Abrus precatorius (Indian licorice), 1392 nucleotides long. RefSeq names its product pumilio homolog 12-like. NCBI's taxonomy places the organism in Eukaryota, Viridiplantae, Streptophyta, Magnoliopsida, Fabales, Fabaceae. Bases 1 to 1392 code for a protein of 463 amino acids. Gene Ontology annotation, biological process: post-transcriptional regulation of gene expression. Gene Ontology annotation, molecular function: mRNA binding. The record is from RefSeq and is a predicted model, not a curated record. The transcript is spliced from 5 exons. Gene Ontology annotation, cellular component: cytoplasm.